Molecule: messenger RNA, 837 nt
Organism: Pelmatolapia mariae (spotted tilapia)
Lineage: Eukaryota; Metazoa; Chordata; Actinopteri; Cichliformes; Cichlidae
Gene: cotl1
Product: coactosin-like F-actin binding protein 1
Exons: 4
Coding region: 362-790 (142 amino acids)
Biological process (GO): regulation of actin filament polymerization
Cellular component (GO): site of polarized growth; cortical actin cytoskeleton; actin filament
Molecular function (GO): actin filament binding
Source: RefSeq, a predicted model, not a curated record
UGCUAAACGCUCAUUGACCAGGAGGAGGUGAACGCAGCGUCUGGGGGAGCUUCUCCGUCUGUCUGCUGGCAACCUGAUUGACUAACAUCACCCACGCCCAUAAAGUGGUAACAUACAGGAAAUGAACCGAGCUGCUAGAAGAACAGCCGUCUUUUCCCGCUGAGUCUCACCGGCUUGAUUGUUCCAGUGCAGUGGUCGUGAUUUCCGACUGAAGCCCGCCGUGAAACGCUAUCGGUUCUAGGUCUCUGAUGUGUAGCAUCCACUGUGCAAGUUAGCCGCUUUAGUACCGUGUAGCUGGCCCUCCCUGGUUCGGACCCAUUCAACGCUCAUUUUGCCUGCCUAACACUUCUCCAUCCGAAAAAUGGCAACCCAGAUCGAUAAAGAGGCUUGCAGAGAGGCUUACAACCAAGUGAGGGACGAUAACACUGACAUCAAUUGGGCUGUGUUUAAAUAUGAGAACAACAUCAUUGUGCCUGGAGGACAAGGGACUGACUAUGAGGACUUCAAGAGGAUGUGCACAGACGACGCUCGUCUGUUCGGCUUCGUCCGGAUCACGACGGGAGAUGCCAUGAGCAAACGAGCCAAGUUCACCCUCAUCACCUGGAUCGGGGAAUGCAUCAGCGGGCUGCAGCGUGCAAAGAUCAGCACGGACAAGACGCUGGUCAAAGACAUUGUGCAGAACUUUGCCAAGGAGUUCAUGAUCAGUGACCCGCGGGAACUGGACGAGGACUACAUCCGCACAGAGUUGAAGAAGGCCGGCGGAGCCAACUACGACGCCCAGGCCGAGUAAAGAAGUGCCACUGGAAGGGUCGGGUCAGGGCGGAGCAGCUGUGGGUG